AAUGACGCUGCAUUCACUGAAGUCCUCACUCGGUGCCUGCUUGAAUCGUCACUAAACAUGGACUCAAAGUACAGCUGUAGAAAUGUCAUCUGGAUUGUUGCGAUUCAAUUUCUUCUCCAUCAGAAGCUAGAAGCAUGCCCACCAUUAAAACAACAAGACCUGCUGGCCUGCUGGAACAUGGACCCAUGCUGUACAGUUCAACCUUCGCACACCAUUGACCAGUUCGGGUUUGGAUGUUUUCGCGGAUGUGUGAAAAAGUGCUCGACUUCAAGAAAGAUGUGUUUCAACCCAUGCUUAACCCAACUUCACAAUCUACAAAAUUGCAUCAACACGGACCCUCUCCACUGUGACGUAAAUCCCAUCAUGCAACGCGUCGGAGGUCAGCAUUGCUUCAGCGGAUGCACACAAUAUUGUGAAUGAUUGAACACUGAUUUCUCAAUUGUCAUUCAAAAUAAAAUUUAGAUACAUU
Ostrea edulis (European flat oyster) is the source of this 469-nucleotide messenger RNA. RefSeq lists its product as uncharacterized. The transcript has 3 exons. Bases 58 to 420 code for a protein of 120 amino acids. Lineage: Eukaryota; Metazoa; Mollusca; Bivalvia; Ostreida; Ostreidae. The record is from RefSeq and is a predicted model, not a curated record.